AUGAGAUACUCAACAGCGUGCUCGGCGUGUCGCGCUCGACGGCGCAAAUGCGAGGUGCCUAUCGGCGGCGGCCAGUGCACAUACUGCGCAACCCAGAACAUCGCCUGUUCACGCGCCGGCUCCAUCAUCCAGCCCAAAGCCGUGCCCGUCAGCCCGCUGUCUAUCGCGACGCCGACGACGCCCUCUGUCACCGAGAUCAUCGUCGCCAGCCCCCCUGGCAUCACUCCGAUCGCUGCUGUUUCCGACAAGGCUCUAUGCUUCGAGCUGGUGGAGUUGUACUUCAAGUACAUCCACGACUGUCUCCACUCCCUCUUCCACCGGCCCAGCUUCAUGCUGGAUCUGCAUGAGGGGACUGCUCCUCUGGCGCUUGUCUAUGGCAUGAUGGCGUUGUCAGCAAGGUUCUCCUCAAAUCCUAUCUUCAAUGGCAUUGCUCCGAUAUCGAGGGGAGAGCUCUUUGCCAACGAGUGCAACAUGCUACUCAACCUUCGAGAUGUGUCUCUCACGAGCAUACAGGCAUGUGUCUUGCUUGGUGCCUAUUCCAUUGUAGAGGGAGAGGCAGGCGCGGAAAGCGUCUUCUACUCAGCUGCAUGUAGGAUAGCCAACUAUCUCGACCUCCCAAACCUACCCACGCCGGACCCGUUACAGAGGGAGAUUCAUAUUAGAGUUUACUGGUCGCUCUGCAUGAUUGAUGUCUGGUCAUCAACUGGUGUCAACCUCCCGCGUCUUAUGGAACGGCGAAUGGACGUCCCGUUACCGAUGAACGAGUCAACCUUCCUCAAUAUGACCCGUGCGAACAACAACCACUUUGACUUUAUCCUGUCACCAAACCGGGAAGACUCGCUCAUAGCCCAGAUGAUCAAGCUUAACAGCAUCCUGCUAAAGGUCAACGACGCCAUUAAGUCUCUCACAUCAGACUCCACAGUAACAAACAUCGACGAGACUGUCUCGACCCUCGCGCAGGAACUUGAGGCCUGGGAGCUCGAGCUUCCCCCAAGUCUCCGCGAUACCCCAAGCAACCUGCAUUCUUUCGCCGCCCAAGGCCUGGGCCGUAUCUUCAUCGCUGUGCACACGGGUCACUACCACUACAGUCAGUUGCUCUUCUAUCAGUAUCUAGAUGAGGUCCAGCGCUUUCCCGCCUCCCCGACCGCCCAGAUCUUUGCCCGGAAAUGCAAAGAGAACGCCGUCUCCAUGUCGCGUAUCAUCGACCUCGCCAACACCACGCCUGGCUGUGACGCCAAGUUCAACAUGCUGGGCCACAUCAUCGUCAUCACGUCGUCCAUCUUCAUCCACACGCUGCUUUUCGAGACCGACGAGGCCGAAAUUGCCAACGCGCGGGCAACCCUGGAGCGCCACUUCAACACCCUCGUGGCCUUGCGGGUGUACUGGCCAGGGCUCGAGGUGUGCUUCGUCCGCCUCAAGACUUUCCACGAGCUAUGUCGCAAGAGCAUGAACACGAGCUACCGCAUGGACCGCUGGAUGCUACGGUUCCUGACCGAGUUUGCGAGGCCCAUUGAUGAGAAGGAGCGUGAUGAGGACGGGAACAUGGACUUGGACCGAUGGAGUGUGGGCAACAUUGGUAUCAGCCCUGAGAAUUGGGCAUGA
Messenger RNA from Colletotrichum siamense, 1602 nucleotides. RefSeq names its product putative transcriptional regulatory protein. Gene Ontology annotation, cellular component: nucleus. Gene Ontology annotation, biological process: regulation of DNA-templated transcription; DNA-templated transcription. The coding region runs from base 1 to 1602 and encodes 533 amino acids. Lineage: Eukaryota; Fungi; Ascomycota; Sordariomycetes; Glomerellales; Glomerellaceae. The record is from RefSeq and is a predicted model, not a curated record. Gene Ontology annotation, molecular function: DNA binding; DNA-binding transcription factor activity, RNA polymerase II-specific; zinc ion binding. The transcript is spliced from 4 exons.